Neodiprion fabricii is the source of this 1040-nucleotide messenger RNA. It is a transcript of the gene Pglym78, whose product is annotated as phosphoglycerate mutase 1. NCBI's taxonomy places the organism in Eukaryota, Metazoa, Arthropoda, Insecta, Hymenoptera, Diprionidae. The transcript is spliced from 3 exons. Gene Ontology annotation, molecular function: intramolecular phosphotransferase activity. Bases 88 to 852 code for a protein of 254 amino acids. Gene Ontology annotation, biological process: glycolytic process. The record is from RefSeq and is a predicted model, not a curated record.
AGUGGCCGCAGUACCAUCGCUACCAUCAGUUCACCGAGUAAAUUCGUGCGGUACACACGCGAUCUGAAUUGUUCUUGCGCCGCCACAAUGUCCAAGUACAGAAUUGUAAUGGUUCGCCACGGCGAGAGCGAAUGGAAUCAGCUCAAUCUUUUCUGCGGAUGGUUCGACGCUGGUUUAUCAGAGAAGGGAAAGAACGAAGCGGUUGCUGCUGGAAAAGCUCUCAAGGCGGAGGGUUACACCUUUGACGUAGCUCACACGUCGAUGCUUACUCGGGCCCAGACGACGCUUCAAGCUAUACUAAAAGAAAUUGGCCAGGAGAAUUUGCCAAUUGAAAAAACAUGGCGUCUCAACGAGCGCCACUACGGAGGACUUACCGGAAUGAACAAAGCUGAAACAGCAGCCAAGUACGGCGAGGCGCAGGUUCAGAUUUGGAGAAGGUCGUUUGAUACUCCGCCACCUCCCAUGGAACCCGAUCACAAAUACUACGAAACUAUUGUCAAAGACCCGAGGUAUGCUGCGGAACCCAAGCCCGAGGAAUUCCCUAAAUUUGAGUCUUUGAAACUAACAAUUGAAAGAACUCUUCCCUAUUGGAACAACACCAUCAUUCCUCAGCUUAAGGAAGGAAAGAAGAUCAUCAUAGCUGCACAUGGGAAUAGUCUGCGUGGUAUUGUGAAGCAUCUUGAUGAACUUAGCAAUGAACAAAUUAUGGGUCUCAAUCUACCGACGGGAAUUCCAUUUGUCUACGAACUGGAUGAGAAUUUCAAACCUAUUGUAUCGAUGAAAUUCCUUGGCGAUGAGGAGACUGUUAAAGCAGCAAUAGCUGCGGUCGCUGCCCAAGGCAAGGCUAAGUAAUCUGUGGAGUAUGAUAUUGCUUCAGCGUGAGAUCCGGGUAUUAUUAUCAUUAGAAUAUUUCCCCCAUGUGGCUAUUUAUGAACCAGCAUAAACGGUAUGUUGUAUAAAUUAUUCAAUAACUGUCUAUUGUACUAGUCUGAACGUAUCUAUGAAUGAAUGUUACUAAUAAAAUGAAUUUUAAGUAAUAA